Nothoprocta perdicaria is the source of this 2111-nucleotide messenger RNA. RefSeq names its product gamma-aminobutyric acid type A receptor pi subunit (gene GABRP). Lineage: Eukaryota; Metazoa; Chordata; Aves; Tinamiformes; Tinamidae. Gene Ontology annotation, molecular function: GABA-A receptor activity; neurotransmitter receptor activity; extracellular ligand-gated monoatomic ion channel activity. Gene Ontology annotation, biological process: nervous system process; signal transduction; chemical synaptic transmission. The record is from RefSeq and is a predicted model, not a curated record. Bases 19 to 1323 code for a protein of 434 amino acids. Gene Ontology annotation, cellular component: neuron projection; membrane; GABA-A receptor complex. The transcript has 9 exons.
AUAGCAGACUGACGUCAGAUGCCCCGUGAGGACAGCAGGAGGACGUGCGUGGCCCGCCUGCCCGCAGCACGCGCGGGACGCGACGCCACGGCCCUCGCCGCCUUCGAGAACCUCACCACGGGCUACAACAAGUACCUGCGGCCCCACUUCGGCGGAGAACCUGUUCAAAUUGCAAUGAGUCUGGACGUCGCCAGCAUUUCUAGUAUAUCGGAGAGCGACAUGGAUUACACGGCCACCAUCUACCUGCGGCAGCACUGGACGGACCCGCGGCUCGUCUUCGACGGCAACCAGAGCUUCACGCUGGACGCUCGCCUGGUGGAGCUGCUCUGGGUGCCCGACACCUACAUCGUGGAGUCCAAAAGGUCCUUCCUGCACGAGGUGACGGUGGGGAACCGACUCAUCAGGCUGUUCUCCAACGGCACCAUCCUGUACGCACUGAGAAUUACUGCUACUGUUGCUUGUAACAUGGACCUGUCAAAAUAUCCCAUGGACACCCAAACGUGCAGACUGCAGCUAGAAAGCUGGGGAUACGAUGAAAACGAUGUGACGUUCACGUGGCUGCGAGGGAACGACUCCGUGCAGGGCAUGGAGAGGCUGCGUCUCUCCCAGUACACGGUGGAGCGGUACUACACCCUCGUCUCCACGUCGCAGCAGGAAACAGGCAACUACCCACGACUGAUCCUGCAGUUCGAGCUGAGGAGGAAUGUUCUGUACUUCAUUUUGGAGACCUACAUUCCCUCCWCUCUGCUCGUCAUGUUGUCCUGGGUUUCUUUCUGGAUCACGCUGGAUUCAGUCCCUGCAAGAACCUGCAUUGGAGUAACAACGGUCCUUUCCAUGACAACUCUCAUGAUCGGCUCACGAAGUUCACUUUCAAAAACGAACUGUUUUAUCAAGGCCAUUGAUGUUUAUCUCGGCAUCUGCUUCAGCUUUGUCUUCGGUGCCCUUGUGGAAUAUGCAGUGGCUCAUUACAGCUCAUCACAAAAAUGUGCAGCUAAAGCACCUGCACAGGGGCCCGCAAGUGAACUUGCUAAAGAAAUGGAAGAAGUCAGCAUCACCAACAUCCUCAACAGCUCCCUCGCCAGCUACAAACGGAAAAUCAGCUUUACCAGCAUUGAAAUUUCUAAUGAUAACAUCAACUGCAGUGACCUGACCAUGAAAACUCAUGAGAAAAUCAAAUUUGUCCUGAGAAACAAAAUGCACAGGAUUAUCAGCUAUUUCACUAUUCAGAACCCCAGCAACGUUGACCACUAUUCUAAAUUGCUGUUCCCUUUGUUCUUCCUGUUGGUCAACGUGCUUUACUGGGCUUAUUACCUGUAUUUUUAGAAGCAGUAGGUCCCUUGCUUCUCCCGCCUCUGUGGAGCAGGUGGGUAUCUAGGUAGGUAACCUCAGUGAAUCCCCUGUGAUCCAAAGGCUCUGCUGUGCUUCCCGGGAUGUGGAGCUGAGGAGCGUGGUUAUGUGAGACACAAACCCUGGUGUUGGAGCAGCAGCGACGUUGACCYUGGGCUCUUGCCUGCUCAGCUGAGUCACUGCCCGUGCUCCUCCCUGCCUCACAUUCCAGCUCCCAGCCUCUCUGUAGACACAGGCCUGCACGCGGCAGCCUGCGGAGCACCCGGGGAGCAGAAUGAUCCCGGGGCCCUGAAGCAGGUUGUAGUGUAGAUCCCCACGAGGCUGCAGGCUUAUCCACCCUCAGCUGUGUUUGCAGAGGGUAGCAGUGGCCGAGGGGCUUGGUGCUCUCGGCAGCUCUCCCAUGCAAGCAGCUGGCACAGGGGCACGGGUGGCACUGCCCUCCCUCAGGCCUCUCGGGGCUGCUGGGGUCUGGGCAGCUGCAUGUCUCUGGGAGCCCUGGUGGGCUUCAGCUGCUGUCGUUUGCUGAAGGAUCAGCCCUGAUGCAGAGAUGACGGGCGCUUUGUAGCCUUUCCCAGAGCUGUGUUCUGAGCUGUUUGGGAACAGGGAAUACAGGCAGCUUGUGGCCCUGCUCUUGCACUGUUGUGCUGACUGCCGUGGUGCCGCAGUCAAGCCGCCACCGUCCCUGUUUUCCUGCCAAGUAGAUGACUGUGCAAUGGAGAGCAUCUCCUCCUGCUGCUCGGGGCAGCUCCCGUGUCCUGCAGGAG